Messenger RNA from Neolamprologus brichardi, 7512 nucleotides. It is a transcript of the gene myh14, whose product is annotated as myosin, heavy chain 14, non-muscle. The record is from RefSeq and is a predicted model, not a curated record. Gene Ontology annotation, biological process: regulation of cell shape; mitotic cytokinesis; actomyosin structure organization. Gene Ontology annotation, molecular function: microfilament motor activity; ATP binding; actin filament binding. Gene Ontology annotation, cellular component: actin cytoskeleton; cytoplasm; myosin filament. NCBI's taxonomy places the organism in Eukaryota, Metazoa, Chordata, Actinopteri, Cichliformes, Cichlidae.
CGCUGCUGUUGUCUCGAUUCGUCAGUGCGAGUGCUUUAUGACCGUUUUAGGGCGGAAAGCUCCCGUCGUAUUCAAGAGGCGGGUCUACGGCUCGGUUCUAGAUUAUGAUUGGACUCGUUUCUCUCUAGACCUGUCUAAAACCCGUCUGCUCGUACUUGGUUGGUCCGCUAGCAGGAAGUCCUUCUCCGUGGCUGAAGCCGCCGAGUUGCCCUCAGUGCUCUCUGUCUAGUUUAUUCUCACUGAGGAGUGUGUGUUGCUCCACUGUGAGAGCAAUGCAAUGAUAAAAGCCGCAUAUGCGGUACGCUACACACCUAUCAGGCAGGAAAAUAACCCAAGAAACACCCUCAUCCCGGUUCCCCUCACGCCGCAGCCUUAUCCACACCUCAAAGCGGAACCUGAAGUGCCAGAAGUACCAUGUCCAGGCCAACGGGGGGCGGUGCCAACGAUGUCACCCGCUUCCUGUCAUCGGGCACAGCGCCAGGGUCUCCCAACUCCAACAACUCUAUGUUCUCUGCUGCCAGCCAGGCUGACUGGGCAGCUAAGAGGCUGGUGUGGGUGCCGUCAGAGAAACAAGGCUUCGAGUCUGCCAGCAUCCGAGAGGAGCGCGGCGAUGAGGUGGAGGUGGAGCUGACAGACAGCCAGCGGCGGGUGACCUUGUCCAGGGAGGAGGUCCAGCGUAUGAACCCUCCGCGCUUCAGCAAAGUGGAGGACAUGGCCGACCUCACCUGCCUCAAUGAAGCGUCGGUGCUGCACAACCUGAGAGAGAGAUACUACUCUGGCCUGAUCUAUACAUAUUCAGGGCUUUUCUGUGUGGUGGUGAACCCAUACAAGAACCUGCCAAUCUACACAGAGUCCAUUGUGGAAAUGUACCGAGGCAAGAAACGCCACGAGAUGCCCCCUCACAUCUACGCCAUAUCAGAGGCUGCUUAUCGCAGCAUGCUGCAAGACAGAGAAGAUCAGUCAAUCCUCUGCACAGGAGAGUCCGGAGCUGGGAAAACGGAGAACACUAAGAAAGUCAUCCAGUAUCUGGCUCAUGUUGCCUCCUCCCAUAAAGGUGGCACUCUGGGUAGAAAAAAGGAAGCUGUGCAGAUGGACGGCUCUAGGUCCUUAACAAGAGGCAGCACUAUAGUGAACAGGAGUAUGCAAUAUGGUGAGCUGGAGAGACAGCUGCUGCAGGCCAACCCUAUACUGGAGGCCUUCGGCAACGCAAAGACUGUCAAGAACGAUAACUCCUCUAGAUUUGGUAAAUUCAUUCGUAUCAAUUUUGACGUGGCGGGAUACAUUGUUGGUGCCAACAUUGAAACCUACCUCCUUGAAAAGUCCCGGGCCACCCGUCAGGCCAAGGAUGAGAGGACUUUCCACAUCUUUUACCAGUUGUUAUGUGGAGCGUCAGAGGAAACUCGAGCGGACUUGCUCUUAGGAACUGCUGAUCAGUAUCGCUUUCUCAGUGGAGGCUCGAUACCUGUUCCUGGUCAGAGCGAUUCAGAGAAUUUCACCCAGACUAUGGACUCCAUGGCUAUUAUGGGCUUCACCCCUGAGGAGUCAAUGUCCAUGCUGAAGGUGAUCUCUGCUGUGCUCCAGUUCGGGAAUAUAUCCUUUAUGAAGGAGAAGAACCAUGACCAGGCGUCCAUGCCUGAUAACACAGCUGCUCAGAAACUCUGCCAUCUGCUGGGCAUCAAUGUGCUGGAGUUCACUCGGGCCAUCCUCACCCCGAGGAUCAAAGUAGGCCGAGAGUAUGUGCAGAAAGCCCAGACUAAAGAACAAGCUGACUUUGCUGUGGAGGCCCUGGCAAAGGCAACAUACGAGCGUCUGUUCAGAUGGCUGGUCCACAGGAUCAACAGAGCUCUGGAUCGCAGACAGAGACAGGGAGCCUCCUUCAUAGGCAUCCUUGAUAUCGCUGGAUUUGAGAUCUUCCAGCUCAACUCCUUUGAGCAGCUGUGCAUCAACUACACCAACGAAAAGCUGCAGCAGCUCUUCAACCACACCAUGUUCAUCCUGGAGCAGGAGGAGUACCAGCGAGAGGGCAUCGAGUGGAACUUUAUUGACUUUGGCCUGGACUUACAGCCUUGCAUCGACCUCAUCGAGAGACCAGCCCACCCACCUGGUGUUCUGGCCCUUCUUGAUGAAGAGUGCUGGUUCCCUCGGGCCACAGAUCGCUCAUUUGUGGAGAAGCUGUCUGCUGAGCAAGGCAGCCAUCCAAAAUUCUUCAAAUCAAAGCAGCCACGUGGGGAAGCUGACUUCUCCAUUAUUCACUACGCUGGAAAGGUGGACUACAAGGCAAAUGACUGGUUAGUGAAGAACAUGGAUCCCCUGAACGACAAUGUGGCGUCUCUUCUCCACCAGUCGUCUGAUCAUUUUGUCUCAGAGCUUUGGAAAGAGGACAUUCAAACUCUUCCUCGUGUGUACUUCUUUGACUCCUAUGCCACACUGCAGACUAAUGGCGCAGACAUGGACAGGAUUGUGGGUCUGGACCAGGUGUCGUCAGGAGAGAGCAGCGCGCCGGUCACAUUCGGAGCAGCAGGACUGAAGACGAAGAAAGGAAUGUUUAGGACUGUUGGGCAGCUUUACAAGGAGUCUCUUACCAAGCUGAUGGCCACACUGAGGAACACCAACCCUAACUUUCUCCGCUGCAUUAUCCCCAACCAUGAGAAGAGGGCCGGUAAGCUUUCCCCUCACCUGGUUUUAGACCAGCUGAGAUGUAAUGGUGUUUUGGAGGGCAUCCGUAUAUGCAGACAAGGAUUCCCUAACCGCAUCCCGUUCCAAGAGUUCAGACAGAGAUAUGAGAUCCUAACCCCUAAUGCCAUUCCUCGCACCUUCAUGGAUGGCAAACAGGCAUCAGAACUCAUGAUCAGUGCUUUAGAGCUGGAUAAAAACCUGUUCAGGGUGGGUCAGAGUAAAGUCUUCUUCAGAGCUGGAGUCCUAGCUCACCUGGAAGAAGAAAGAGACCUAAAGAUAACUGAUACCAUCAUACGCUUCCAGAGCGCUGCCAGAGGCUUUCUCUCACGCAAAGCCUUUUUGAAGAAGCAACAGCAGCUUAGUGCUCUGAGGGUGAUGCAGAGGAACUGUGCUGCUUACCUCAAACUCAGGAACUGGCAGUGGUGGCGACUAUUUACUAAGGUGAAACCCUUGCUGCAGGUGACACGACAGGAUGAAGAGAUCCAAACCCGGGAAGCAGCGCUACAAAAAGCCAAAGAACAACUAACCCGAGCGGAGCAGGACUACACAGAGCUGGACAGGAAGCACGUUCAGCUGAUAGAGGAAAAGGCAGUGCUGGCUGACCAGCUGCAGGCAGAGGCAGAGCUGUUUGCAGAGGCGGAGGAGAUGAGGGCCAGGUUAGCCAGUCGGAAACAGGAGCUGGAGGAGGUUCUGGGCGAGCUGGAGACUCGACUGGAGGAAGAGGAGGAGAGGGGUGUGCAACUCGCCAAUGAGAAGAAGAAAAUGCAGCAGAAUAUACAGGACCUAGAGGAGCAGUUAGAGGAGGAGGAAAGCGGCAGACAACGCCUCCUGCUGGAGAAGGUUACCCUGGAGACCAAAGUAAAGAGUCUGGAGACAGACCUGGUCACUGCAGUAGAGCAAAGAGACCGACUCGGCAAGGAAAAGAAACAGCUGGAGGAGCGUCUGAAUGAGGUCACCGACCAGCUCACCGAAGAAGAGGAAAAGACAAAAAGUUUGAACAAGCUCAAGAACAAACAGGAAGCUGUCAUCGCUGACUUGGAGGAGCGCCUAAAGCGUGAAGAGCAGGGUCGCUUAGAACAGGAGAAGUUUAAGAGGAGGAUGGAGAGUGAAGCUAUGGAGGCCCAGGAGCAGCUGUCAGACCUGGGAAUGCUGUCCUCUGAGCUGAGAGGCAGUCUGGCUCAAAAGGAAAAAGAAAUCACCUCCCUGCAGGGCCGGUUGGAGGAAGAAGGUGCACGCCGUGCUGAAGCUCAGAGGUCUCUAAGGGAGGCCUUGUCCCAAGUGUCAGAGCUGAAGGAGGAAGUAGAGAAUGAACGAGGGAUGCGGGAAAGAGCAGAGAAACAACGGCGAGACCUGAGUGAGGAGCUGGAGGCUUUGAGAACUGAGCUAGAGGACACUCUGGACAGCACAGCUGCACAACAGGAGCUCAGGUCUCGACGGGAAGCAGAGUUAAGUGAGCUCCAACGAUGUGUUGAAGAGGAGACUCGCCGGCACGAGACCCAGCUUUCAGAAGUCAGAGUCAAACACAGCGCUGCCUUAGACAGCCUGCAGGAGCAGCUGGACAACAGCAAGAGAGCACGACAGUCCCUUGAUAAAGCCAAGGCAACGCUGGAGGAGGAGAGGCAGAAUUUGACCUCUGAGCUCAAAAGCCUCCAAGCAAGUCGCUCAGAGAGCGAGAGGGGUCGUAAGAGGGCGGAUAACCAGCUACAGGAACUGAGCGCCCGUCUGACUCAGGCUGACAGAGAGAGGGAGGACAGGGAGGAGCGAAUCCACAAGCUGCAGUGUGAGAUUGAGUCCCUCUCCGGCAAUCUGUCCUCCUCUGACUCCAAGUCUCUUCGGCUCGCUAAAGAAAUGAGCAGCCUGGAGAGCCAGCUGCAUGAUGCAAGGGAACUGCUACAGGACGAAAGUCGCCAGAAGAUGGCCCUUGCCUCAAGGGUGCGAGCACUGGAGGAGGAGAAGAAUGGACUGAUGGAACGACUGGAGGAGGAGGAGGAAAGAGGCAAAGAGCUGAGCCGACAGAUCCAAACUCACAGCCAGCAGCUGACAGAGCUACGUAAGCAGUCAGAGGAGGUGAACAGUGCCGUGGAAGCUGGCGAUGAGAUACGCAGGAAGCUCCAGAGAGAGCUGGACAGUGCCAUUCAAAGAGAGCGACAGAAGGAGGAGGAGAAAGAAAGAGUGGAGAGGCAGAGGGAGCGACUGAGGGAGGAAAUAGAGGACAUGACCAUUGCCCUGCAGAGAGAGAGGCAGAACUGCACGGCCCUCGAAAAAAGGCAAAAGAAAUUUGACCAGUGCCUGGCAGAGGAGAAGGCGGUGAGUGCUCGGCUUGCAGAAGAGAGGGACAGAGCAGAAGCAGACAGCAGAGAGAAGGAAACAAGAUGUCUAGCACUGUCCCGAGCCCUGCAGGAGGCUCAGGACCAAAAAGAAGAGCUAGAGAGAGCCAACAAGCAGCUCCGUCUGGAAAUGGAGCAGCUGGUGAACCAGCAGGACGAUGUGGGCAAAAAUGUCCAUGAGCUGGAGCGCACACGGAGGACCUUGGAAACUGAAGCCCAGAACCUGCGCAUUCAGACGCAGGAGCUGGAGGAGGAGCUGUCAGAGGCAGAGAACUCAAGACUGAGGCUGGAGGUCACCCUGCAGGCGCUUAAGGCUCAGUUUGAAAGGGAGAUCAGCACCAACGAGGAAAAGGGAGAGGAGAAGAGAAGGGCCCUGAGCAAACAGGUGAGGGAGUUAGAGAUCCAGCUGGAGGAGGAGAGGAGUCAGCGGUCUCAGUCUGUGUCAUCCAAGAAGCAGCUGGAAGCAGAACUGCAGGAAGCUGAGGCCCAGGUGGAGACAGCCAACCGUGGCAAAGAGGAGGCGAUGAAGCAGCUUCGAAGGCUGCAGGGUCAAAUGAAGGAGGUUCUGCGUGAGCUAGAUGAGGCAAAGGUGACUCGAGAUGACGUCAUCUCCCAAUCAAAAGACAGUGAAAAGAAAAUCCAAACACUGGAAGCAGAGGUCCUGCAUCUUACAGAGGAGCUGGCUGUAUCAGAGAGGCAGAAGCGACAGGCCCAGCAGGAGAGAGACGAGAUAGCAGACGAGAUGGUCAGCAGCAGUUCUGGAAAGAAUGUGCUGAGCGAAGAGAAGCGGAGGUUGGACGCACGAGUCAAUCAGCUGGAAGAAGAGCUGGAAGAAGAGCAGACUAACAAUGAACUGUUGACAGAAAGACUACGGAAGACAGCCCUACAGGUGGAGACUCUGACUGUGCAGCUGCAGGGAGAGAGGACUCUGGCCCAGAAAGCAGAGGCGGCUCGAGAGCAGCUGGAGAAGCAGAACAAGGAGCUGAAGGCCCGGCUGGGGGAGAUGGAGGGGGCAGUAAGGGGCAAACAUAGGAUGAGUGUCGCCGCCCUGGAGGCAAAAAUUGAGACGAUGGAGGAGCAGGUGGAACAAGAGAGACAGGAGCGAGCAAUUGCCAACAAACUGAUGCGGAAGACGGAAAAGAAACUGAAGGAGGUGAUGAUGCAGGCAGAAGAUGAGAGGAGGCAUGCGGACCAGUACAGAGAGCAGCUGGAUAAGUCGAUGGUCCGACUGAAGCAGCUGAAGAGGCAGCUGGAGGAGGUGGAGGAGGAGAACUCUCGCUCCAGUGCCCAGAAGAGGAAGCUGCAGAGGGAGCUGGAGGAACUCACUGACAGCAGCCAGACCAUGAACCGCGAGAUAUCCUCCCUCCGCAACCAGCUCAGCUUCCCCGAAUGGAGACCAGAUAUACGUGCUGCGCUGCCUCUGUCGAUGCGUGGACGCAGAGCAUUGGUUGAUGACCUUUCAUUAGAGAACUCCGAUUCAGAAGAGCCUCCUGCCUCACCCACCCCCUCCUCUGGGGUCCCAGGGACCCCGACUCCAUCCUCAGAACACAGCCUGGACCCUCCGCCGCCCUACAGUGUCAACAACGCAGAGUGACACGCACACAUCUGCUUAGCUACACAAACAGCGCACACACACACAAGCAUCAGCCUCAGAGCCUCGACUGCUCGCGGUGAUACAGAGGCAGGCACACAGCACAUAGCUACACUAGUUUUAAAUUAAAUGCCAUGUAUGAUAAAUAUCAGGCAGUUAGUUGUAAAGCAUCCUCCCUGAUAUAGCGAUGCUCUUUAAGAUUUUGCCUCAUUUUUUUCUCAACAAGUACAGAAAAUGUGUUUUAAAAAAAAAGAAAUUUUACAAAGCGUUAACUGGAAUUGAUUUUAUUUUAUAAAACAACAAAGACUUGAAGUUUCUACAUUACCACCUCUGUAAUGCACUUCUCAUAAACUAAACUACAUCUGCUCACUAAGCAGUAAAGAACUUUUACAUUUGGAUUUAUUUACAAACAUUUGAUGUGGAUUGAAUACACAGAUCAGGGCUGCUGGAAGAUGACAAUCUGUAUUCAUGUUACACGAGCAGUCAAGUACACACAUGGAGCAGAGAAUUCGCCUUCGAUAUGAGUGUGAGUUAACUUUUUAAACUUGGAAGAAUUUGGCAAAAAGAAAGAAAAUUGUCAUCUAAACACAGUGCUGCACAUUUUCUAAGUUGGCCUAACAGAUAAUAAUAAGAAACCGGGAUGCAUUACAUCGUUUUCAUAUCACCUGUCACAAUUACAGUGACACAAAGAGCUGAAAGCAGCCGACAUGCAGACAGACUCGCUGCUUUAGACGAUAAACUCUUUUCUAUAGAUUAGAAACAGUACGUUGUUAGACCACGCAGUAGAUAGUAUUAGAUAGUUUCUUUAACUUAAAGUCUUAACAUAUUGCAUCAGAAAUUUUGAAUUUGUAUAAUUUAUAUCAAAUACCAACUUAAGUUAUUGAUCACUGCUUGUUUUCUGACUUGUGUGUGUGUGUG